AUGGCUACGGAACUCGAAAGCUCCUUAAUCUUUGCCCUUUUGUCCAAAUGCAGCGUUCUAAGCCAAACUAAUCUCGUUUUCUCACUCAUCGCCGUUGCAAGCGUCUGGCUCGCUAUCUCCCUCUUCUUCUGGUCCUAUCCCGGUGGACCUGCAUGGGGCAAAUUUUUCUUCCGUCGGUUAACAAACAAAACCGGAACGGUUAUUCCCGGUCCAAGAGGCUUCCCUUUCGUGGGAAGCAUGUCUCUCAUGUCCAGCACUCUAGCUCACCACCGAAUCGCACAUGUAGCAGAGAAACUCGGAGCCAAGCGGCUUAUGGCUUUCAGCUUAGGCGAGACACGCGUGAUCGUCACGUGCAACCCCGAAGUCGCUAAAGAGAUCCUCAAUAGCCCGGUUUUCGCUGACCGGCCGGUUAAAGAAUCAGCUUACUCUCUGAUGUUUAACCGGGCGAUUGGUUUCGCACCACACGGUGUUUACUGGCGAACUCUUCGCCGGAUCGCUUCGAACCAUCUCUUCAGCCCGAAACAAAUCAGACGAGCCGAGACGCAGAGGCGAGUGAUCGCGAGCCAGAUGGUUCGAUUUCUCGAAAAACAGAGUACCAACGGACUCUGUUUUGUUCGCGAACUGCUUAAAACGGCGUCGCUUAACAACAUGAUGAGCUCUGUUUUUGGAGAAGAGUGCGAGCUUGAUAAAGACCAUGGUGAGCUACGUGAAUUGGUCGAAGAAGGGUAUGAUUUGCUCGGAACGUUGAAUUGGACCGAUCACCUUCCUUGGUUAUCGGAAUUUGAUCCUCAGAGAAUCCGGUCUAGAUGUUCGACACUCGUACCGAAAGUAAACCGGUUUGUAUCCCGGGUUAUAUCCGAGCAUCGUAAUCAAACCAGUGAUUCGCCUAGAGAUUUCGUCGACGUUUUGCUCUCCCUCCAUGGUUCGGAUAAUUUAUCCGACCCGGACAUCAUCGCCGUUCUCUGGGAGAUGAUAUUCAGAGGAACAGACACAGUGGCGGUUUUAAUCGAAUGGAUCCUCGCGAGGAUGGUCCUCCAUCCAGAUAUCCAAUCAAUGGUACAGAACGAGCUUGAUUUGGUAGUCGGAAAAUCAAGAGCCGUUGAUGAGUCUGAUUUGGCUUCACUUCAUUAUCUGACGGCUAUGAUUAAAGAAGUCUUGAGGCUUCACCCUCCAGGCCCGCUUCUGUCAUGGGCCCGUUUGGCCAUAACGGACACGAUCGUUGAUGGUCGUCUCGUUCCCGCGGGGACCACAGCAAUGGUGAACAUGUGGGCCAUAGCGCAUGAUCCACACGUGUGGGCUGAUCCUUUGGAGUUUAAACCCGAGAGAUUCGUGGCGAAAGAAGGUGAGAUGGAGUUUUCGGUUCUCGGGUCGGACUUGAGGCUGGCGCCUUUCGGGUCGGGUCGUCGAAUCUGCCCCGGGAAGAAUCUGGGUUUGAUAACCGUUACGUACUGGACCGCGACGCUGUUACACGAGUUUGAAUGGGGACCGUCGGAUGGAAACGGCGUCGACUUAUCUGAGAAACUAAGGCUUUCCUGUGAGAUGGCCAAUCCUCUUUCUGCUAAAGUGCGCCGCAGGCGUAAUUAAAAAGCGUAUAAGAAAAUUAAGGAUUUUAAUUAACGGUGACAAUGUAUUAAGCCAGCUUUUUGUUUUAUUAGAACUAACAUUCUGAUACGUGAGGUGUUUUUUUUUUUGUGUUGUGGUUUGUGUGUCUUGAAAGGUGUGUGUUGUUUCUACUCUUGUAAAU
Molecule: messenger RNA, 1744 nt
Organism: Eutrema salsugineum
Lineage: Eukaryota; Viridiplantae; Streptophyta; Magnoliopsida; Brassicales; Brassicaceae
Product: cytochrome P450 78A6
Exons: 2
Coding region: 1-1584 (527 amino acids)
Molecular function (GO): oxidoreductase activity, acting on paired donors, with incorporation or reduction of molecular oxygen; heme binding; iron ion binding
Source: RefSeq, a predicted model, not a curated record